UCUUCCCAAAUGAUAGAGGCGAUGUUCUGUAAUAAUAUUAAGAAUGCGUCUAACUUCACAGUUUUACCUAGGGUUUCUUAACGGUUAGAAUCUACGAGACCGUGAGUACCUCUUUAGUUCGCGGAGCGGAGCCCACGGCGUGUCCUCAAGAUUCGUAAGUUGCUCUGCUUCAAAUCUCAAAAACUUCAUGUAAAUAAAUUUUGAUUUGUUGCCGGAAAAGCUGGGAAAAUCAGUUUGUGUUAGUCAGUGUAGGUUGUUUCCUGAAUACUUGUUUGAUCCUCCUCAAGUUAAUGUGUAAAUCGAAGUAUUGCGAAAUAGGAGGAGUGUUUUUCUUAAUUUCAAAAAGCAUGACUCAAAUGAUUGGUUUUAAUUAGUAGUAAGAUGCUACUUCAAGUGAGAUGUGCACUUGCAGCUUCAAAGAUUUAUGAAUUAACUCGCGUCCCUGUUAAAUUCAUUUCAAGCAAUGUAAAUCAGGACUCUUUUACGGUAUCUUAUCUUGUUAACUCAUGUGGUUUAUCACCUGCAUCUGCAUUGUUAGCUUCCAAGAAAGUUCAUUUUGAAACCCCAGAUAAGCCGGAUUUAGUUAUCAGCUUUUUUAAAAAGCAUGGAUUCUCCCAAACUCAAAUCUCAAAUUUAGUAAGAAAACUCCCGAGUGUGCUGUUGUGUAAGCCCGGGAAGACACUCUUGCCCAAGUUAAACUUCUUUUAUUCUCAAGGUUUCUCACGCACUGACCUUGCUAGAAUAUUGUCAAGGGACCCUAUUAUCUUGAAAAGAAGUUUAAAUGCCUGUAUCAUUCGCAAUUUUAACUUCUACAAGAAAUUGAUUCAUUACAAUGAUAAAAUUAUCCAAGCUUCUAAGCGUCAUCCGGGCAUUCUUUAUGAGAAUUUUCAGUCAGUUGAGCCUGUUAUUGCACUUCUGAGAGAACAUGGGGUUCCGCAACUGAAUAUCCAGGAUCUACUGGUUUCCCGGCCUGAAUUUUUCAGAAGACGGCAGGAUGUAUUCAGAAAGGUUGUCGAAAAAGUGAAGGAAAUGGGCUUUGACCCUUCGAAAGCUACCUUUGUUUCAGCUGUCCAAGCAUUGACUCAGAUGAGCAGAUCAACAUGGGAUAGUAAAUGGAACCUUUAUAGGGAUUUGGGUUGGUCUGACAAAGAGGUUGCUUUAGCUUUUGGGAGGAUCCCACAGUGUAUGAUGCUAUCUGCAGAUAAUAUUAAGAGAACUGUGGAUUUUUAUGUGAAUAAGAUGGGUGUGGAGUCUUCAUUUUUAGCCAAGCGUCCCUUUCUUCUCUCUUUGAGCUUCGAGAAGAGAAUUGUUCCGCGGUAUUCAGUUUUUGAGGUUUUAUCAUCCAAAGGUUUGAUCCAGAAAGGCUUUAAUGUGAUUUCAUUUUUUGAGUCCCCUGAAAAAGAGUUUCUUAAGAAGUUUGUAAUUCGGUAUGAGGAUGAAACUCCUCAUUUGUCAAAGCUAUAUCAGGAAAAAUUAGGUUCUCCUAGAGCUAGUUGUUCUUAGGUGGUGAAGUUAGAUGUUGUGCUUUGUUUUCACCGCUCAAUGAUGAUGAUGAUAACAUUAUUGCUGAUGUGGUGGACCACUAGCUUUCAGCUGUAAUAAUAUCUCUUGAGAAGCAUUCAUGUGUAGAAAUCAGGUUUCAAGAGGAAAUCAGGAAUGCAGGUAGAAAAGGCAAAUCAAUUCCGGAUUAUCCUUGAAUGCGUGAAUCUAUUCAGUGAAAGGAUUGACAUAACGUUUAAAGCAGAAAAGCAGAUUUUGUUGUGGAGAAUGAAUGUUGAUUGCAUUUUGAGUGCUUAUUAUACUAGAACGUGGAGAUUCUUUGCUGUCCGAUGCCUAACUAAUCAUUAGGAGUGACUCUGUAGAAUACCAAAUUUCCAAGAACUCUUUUGUGCUUGUCUGUUCUGCUAGUAAUUUGAUUUUACAGGCAUCAAAUAUUUCAAAGUUCCUCGAGCCUUUGGAAGAGUUGUUUUGCAAAUUUUCAGGAUAACAGUAAGCAGCAUGUAUGGCAUCUGCCGGCAGAUGGAAAAAGAUUUAUCUUUGUGGUGGCUUCUUAUACAUGGUAAUUCCUCUUGUGAUGUUCCAGAGUUUGCCAAAUUUUAACAAAGAAUAGAUUGCUUUGCCUUGCA
Carica papaya (papaya) is the source of this 2126-nucleotide messenger RNA. RefSeq lists its product as uncharacterized. Lineage: Eukaryota; Viridiplantae; Streptophyta; Magnoliopsida; Brassicales; Caricaceae. The record is from RefSeq and is a predicted model, not a curated record. Gene Ontology annotation, biological process: regulation of DNA-templated transcription. Gene Ontology annotation, molecular function: double-stranded DNA binding.